AUGCCAGAUUUUACCGGUUUUGUAUUCAUCGACCCAAAAGAGGGAAAGGAAGAAAAAGAAAAAGAACUAAUAGCGAAAGAAGAAGAACAACAACGUGUCAACGACCUCACUAAUCAGUUCACCUUUAUGCAAACUGACGAUGAUCGCAAUUUGAUAACUCAACGUUUAGCUGAUUACAAAGCACGUCUAUCGCCCUUAUCAAAUAAAGAUAGUUUACAAGAAAAACGACGGCAAGAAGCUCUCGACUUUCAAAAAAGGCAACGGCAUAUGAGUAUGUUUAAAGCUAGACAAAUUGCAUCCCUAAAGCUAUCCUCAGACGAAGAAGACGAAGAAGGCGAAGAUGGCGAAGAAGACGACGAGGAGAGUGCAAAAGAGAGUGAAGAACCACUAGGAUCAAACCAAUACGGUGUUUCUGCUAUGAAAAGACAAAGAGAUAUUUCCGACGACGAAGAAAUGGAAGAAGUAUCAAAAAUUGUCAAAUACGAAACCAUGAAAAGGAAAUCGAAAAAGAAUAGCAAAAAGCGCAACUCUAACCUUGCCAACCAGAUUAUGCUUGCUGAAACUAUUGAGACCUUACCAGAGGAUUUUUUGGAAAACUGGAUCAUGGUCAUUUGUCCCAAGGGAAAGCGAUGUUUAGUCACAUCUGGUGGUGGAGUUACUAUAGCACGUUCAAGGGCAGGAUUUGUUAUUAAAAAAUUUCAAUCUUUGCUACCCAACGGAUCAAGUCAUGCUCAGCAGCUCCCUAUAUUUUUUAAACGAACGUACAGAAGUAACCGUCGCACAUCAGAUUUUUGUAUCUUGGACUGUGUUUACGAUAAAGUGCAUUGGACAUUUUACGUCUUGGAUAUAAUGGCUUGGAAUGGCCAUCCUGCUUAUGACUGCGAUACCUCCUUUCGUCACUUUUGGCUACAGAACAAAAUUCAACCCAACGAACUAUCGAAACCUAACGGUGAAAAUCAGUUUUACAAAUUCAAACCCAUUAUCCCUAUACCCACUACUGAACUAUCCUGCGUUAUAGGUGAUCCUGCAGCAUAUUUAAAGUCAAUCCAAGGCAUGAGCUAUGAUAUUGAUGGAUUGUUGUUUUAUCAUCGUCAGGCAUUGUAUCAGGGGGGAUUAACACCCUUAGUUAACUGGUUGCCAUUGAAUGAUAUCCAAUCCUUCUUUGCAUCUCAAGACCAGCAAUUGCAGGAGCAGAAUUUACAAGUACAACAGAUGGAGCUCUAA
Molecule: messenger RNA, 1224 nt
Organism: Mycotypha africana
Lineage: Eukaryota; Fungi; Mucoromycota; Mucoromycetes; Mucorales; Mycotyphaceae
Exons: 3
Coding region: 1-1224 (407 amino acids)
Biological process (GO): snRNA import into nucleus
Cellular component (GO): nucleus; cytoplasm
Source: RefSeq, a predicted model, not a curated record